AUGGCAUCCCCAGAGAUCCAGGCUAUGCUCAGCAAGAUCGAAGGUUCUGGAGACGAGCAAAAUGGCUACGAAGCCCUCUUCGCAAGCCUCUACAAUACCCCUUCCUCGAAAGUCCUCCCCAAAGACCUCAUCGCGGUAAUUGACAGCAUCUUCGCCUGCGCUCUGGGAAUAGUAGCGACCCGAAAUCUCACCCUCUCCUUCGUCCAAACCCUGAAAUCGGUCGGCAGCAACGAGACCAAAAUCGAAGUCGGCGAACAUGCACUAUCAAUCUUCCAAUCGCAAGCCUCCUCCUUCGAAGAGCAGAAUGCCCAGAUCCGCGAGCUUAUGGCUGGUGCGUACGAAAAAGACGAAGACUUUCUUGCGGCUGCGAAGAUCCUUGCUGGAAUCCCGCUGGAGAGCUCUCAGCGCAAGAUCACGAACCGCGAUAAGGUUGGUUUCUGGAUUCGCAUCACGAGAAAUUACCUGGAGGUGGAUGAUACUGCGUUGGCAGAGCAAUACCUGAACAAGGCGAAGAAUUUGAUCUACACUGUGACGGACCGAGAGAUGAACCUGCAUUUUAGUCUUUGCCAGGCACGAAUCCAAGAUGCCAGACGUAAUUUCCUGGAUGCGGCGCAAGGUUACCAGGACCUCAGCUUUAUGCCGAUUAUUGCUGAGGAAGAGAGAUUGCAUACGCUGAGCAUGGCUAUAAAAUGCGCUGUCCUUGCUCCUGCUGGACCAGCCCGAAGCCGUGCACUGGGACGUCUGUACAAAGACGAGAGAGUGAGUACGCUGGAGGAGUACAGCAUUCUGGAGAAGAUGUUCCUGGAUCGCCUGUUAAGUCCGGAGGAGGUUGCCAAGUUCGCGGAGGGUCUGGCACAACACCAACUGGCGAGGACAUCAGAUGGAAGUACGGUUCUGGACAAGGCAGUGGUUGAACACAAUUUAAGAGCUGCUUCGAGACUGUACAGCAAUGUUGGCUUUGAUGCAUUGGGACUGCUGCUUGGUCUGGAUGGGGACAAAGCCGAGGAAACCACUGCUAGGAUGAUUGAGCAGGGUCGCCUGAGGGGACGUAUCGAUCAAAUCGAGCGAUUCAUCUGGUUCGAGGGUGGGGAAGCUACGGGCGAGAAGGGAAGUGGCAGAUCGGAGGGUGUUGUGGGACGAGAGCUGAAGCAAUGGGAUUCAAAUGUUCAGGGUCUAGCUGAAGAAGUCGAGAAGGUUACUUCGGAGCUUCAGCUCGUUUAUCCCGAGUUUGUUGCAAAGCAUCUGGUUUUAUGA
Drepanopeziza brunnea f. sp. 'multigermtubi' MB_m1 is the source of this 1254-nucleotide messenger RNA. RefSeq lists its product as uncharacterized. Lineage: Eukaryota; Fungi; Ascomycota; Leotiomycetes; Helotiales; Drepanopezizaceae. Gene Ontology annotation, cellular component: cytosol; COP9 signalosome. The record is from RefSeq and is a predicted model, not a curated record.